Molecule: messenger RNA, 2526 nt
Organism: Choloepus didactylus (southern two-toed sloth)
Lineage: Eukaryota; Metazoa; Chordata; Mammalia; Pilosa; Megalonychidae
Gene: PNKD
Product: PNKD metallo-beta-lactamase domain containing
Exons: 19
Coding region: 24-2339 (771 amino acids)
Biological process (GO): actin filament polymerization; cilium organization
Cellular component (GO): mitochondrion
Molecular function (GO): hydroxyacylglutathione hydrolase activity
Source: RefSeq, a predicted model, not a curated record
GUGAAGAGGGGUGGGAUCUGAACAUGGCGGCGGUGGUAGCUGCUACGGCGCUGAAGGGCCGGGGGGCAAGAAAUGCCCGCGUCCUCCGGGGGAUUCUCUCAGGAGCCACGGCUAACAAGGCUUCCCAGAACAGGUCCCGGACACUGCAAAGCCACAGCUCCCCCGAGUGCAAGGAAGAACCUGAGCCCCUAUCCCCUGAGCUGGAAUACAUUCCCAGAAAGAGGGGCAAGAACCCCAUGAGGGCUGUGGGACUAGCCUGGUACAGCCUGUACACCCGCACCUGGCUGGGGUACCUCUUCUACCGACAGCAGCUGCGCAGGGCUCGCAAUCGCUACCCCAAAGGCCACUCCAAAGCCCAGCCGCGCCUCUUCAAUGGUGUGAAGGUGCUUCCCAUCCCUGUCCUCUCGGACAACUACAGCUACCUCGUCAUCGACACCCAGGCCCGGCUGGCUGUGGCUGUGGACCCUUCAGACCCUCGGGCUGUUCAGGCUUCCAUUGAGAAGGAAGGCGUCACCCUGGUGGCCAUUCUCUGCACCCACAAGCACUGGGACCACAGCGGAGGGAAUCGGGACCUCAGCCGGUGGCACCAGGACUGUCGGGUGUACGGGAGCCCUCAGGACAGCAUCCCGUACCUCACCCAUCCCCUGUGUCAUCAAGAUGUGGUCAGUGUGGGGCGGCUUCAGAUCCAGGCUCUGGCUACCCCUGGCCACACACAAGGCCAUCUGGUCUACCUGCUGGAUGGUGAGCCCUACAAGGGUCCCUCGUGCCUCUUCUCAGGGGACCUGCUCUUCCUCUCUGGCUGUGGACGGACCUUUGAGGGCACUGCGGAGACCAUGCUGAGCUCGCUCGAUACUGUGCUGGGGCUGGGGGAUGAUACUCUGCUGUGGCCUGGUCACGAGUAUGCAGAGGAGAACCUGGGUUUUGCGGGUAUCGUGGAGCCUGAGAACCUGGCCCGGGAGAGGAAGAUGCAGUGGGUGCAGAGGCAGCGGAUGGAGCGCAAGAGCACGUGCCCGUCCACCCUGGGAGAAGAGCGCUCCUACAACCCGUUCCUGAGGACCCACUGCCUGACGCUGCAGGAGGCUCUGGCGCCAGGCCCGGGCCUCACUGGGGACGCGGGCUACUACUCCCGGGCCCAGCUCCUGGAGGAGCUCCGCCGGCUGAAGGACCUGCACAAGAGCCCCAAAGCCAAGGACCAGCAGCAGCCCUCAACCCAGAAGGAGAGUCUGCCACCCCCAGAGGCCAAUGCUGAAGCCAUCAACUUCCUCGACUCCCUCACACAGGAAGAGCUGCAGCUGCUGUUGUUUUCUGAGACCCUGGCCAUGGUCUCAGAUACAAGGGAACCUCUGGGGGAGCUGACCAUUGACAUACAGAAAGCAAAACGCAAAGAUGAGCUCGGCGUCAUCACGUACUGCCUUCUUGUGCACGCCUUCAGCCGCAGUUUCCUGGACAAAAUGCUCUGCGGAAACUCCCUCCUGGGUUACCUCUCUGGGAGCCUGGAGGUCUUGGAACAGCAUAGUCAUGAGUUCAUCAAGUUCCUGGUCCUCCCAAUGGACAGGAAGAUCAGUUUACUGAAGCAAGAUGAUCAGCUGACCAUGACCAGAACUGUCAAGGAGGGAGAGGAAGUGAAGACUGAAGUGACUAAUUUCCCCUGCAAGGCCCUCGCAGGCUUCGUCUCUGAGGCCGCCAACCUCUUGCUGCUGAGGGUGAUGGCGUGGCGGCAGACUGUGCCCAACAAUGCCCGCUUCCUUGCCCUGGACACGGAGGGGAAGCUCUGCUAUUCCAGCUAUCAAGCCCUGGGCUUUCAGAAGAUGCAGGUGGGCCAUCAGCAAGCGGAAGUGUUCAUUGUGGAGCAGACCGUACACUCAAAUGAGGGUAUCCCCAUGUCCUGCCAAUACUACCUGUUUUCCGAUGGGCACCUGGCCAAGAGAAUCCAGGUGGGCUCCCCGGGGUUCUGCAUCGUCACCAAGAUGCCCAUCUUGAGAGAGGAGGACGAGACAGAGCCCCGCCCGGUGUUUGAGAAGAAGCCCUUCUUGUGGGAGGAGGAUGUGGAGCUCUACUCGAGGUUCCUGGACAGGAAGGAGGAGCUCCGCCUCAGCCACAGCAGCUACCUGCGCCACCACCCCGAGGCCCGCGCGCUCGUCUCCGACUUCCUGCUCUUCUUGCUGCUGCGCCAGCCCGCGGACGUGGUCACUUUCGCCGCCGAGUACUUCGGCCCCUUCGCUGUGCGCUGCCCGCCGACGCCCACCUUGCGCUCCUCGCACCGGCCCAGCCCCUUCCGCUCGCUCGUACCGGAGCGCAGCUACAGCCGGGGACCCAGGCCCGCCUCGGGGGAGGGCUAGACGCGGCCCGCGGGCCGGAGACUGCGAGAGGCUGGGGCUCCCCGCGUCGGGACUGGGCAGGAAGCCCGGGCGUCCCAGCCCGAUCGGGCCGGCCCGGGGCGGAACGCGCCGGGGGAGGGCGCGCUUUCCGAGCUGUGGUUUUUUGGGGAAUAAACGGGGCUGUCCCGCAGCCCUGCUGUGAAACUUC